Pseudonaja textilis is the source of this 2860-nucleotide messenger RNA. RefSeq names its product forkhead box C1 (gene FOXC1). Gene Ontology annotation, biological process: anatomical structure morphogenesis; cell differentiation; regulation of transcription by RNA polymerase II. Lineage: Eukaryota; Metazoa; Chordata; Lepidosauria; Squamata; Elapidae. The record is from RefSeq and is a predicted model, not a curated record. Gene Ontology annotation, molecular function: RNA polymerase II cis-regulatory region sequence-specific DNA binding; DNA-binding transcription factor activity, RNA polymerase II-specific.
GCUGCUUCUGCUGCUGCUUGGUCCGGCUGGGCUGCCGGAAGGGAGGCCAUGCAGGCUCGCUAUUCGGUGUCCAGCCCCAACUCGCUGGGAGUGGUACCUUACCUCGGCGGUGAGCAGAGCUACUACCGGGCGGCGGCCGGAGGGGGCUACGCGGCCAUGCCUGCCCCCAUGAGCAUGUACUCGACUCACCCGGCAGCUCAUGAGCAGUACCCCGGCGGAGGCGGGGGCCCCGGCGGCAUAGGCAGACCGUACGGGCCGUACCCGCCGCAGCCGCAGCCCAAGGACCUGGUCAAGCCGCCCUACAGCUACAUCGCGCUCAUCACCAUGGCCAUCCAGAACGCGCCCGAGAAGAAGAUCACGCUGAACGGCAUCUACCAGUUCAUCAUGGAGCGCUUCCCCUUCUACCGGGACAACAAGCAGGGCUGGCAGAACUCCAUCCGGCACAACCUCUCGCUCAACGAGUGCUUCGUCAAGGUGCCCCGCGACGACAAGAAGCCCGGCAAGGGCAGCUACUGGACCCUCGAUCCGGAUUCCUACAACAUGUUCGAGAACGGCUCCUUCCUCCGCCGCCGCCGCCGCUUCAAGAAAAAAGACGCCGUCAAGGACAAGGAGGAGAAGGAGCGCCUCCAGCUGAAGGAGCCGCCGCCACCGCCUCAGCGGCACCAGCCGCAAGAGGGAGGCCCGCAGCAGCAGCAGCAACAGCAGCAGCCGCCUCCCCCCGUCAGACUUCAGGACAUCAAGACAGAGAACGGCUCGGCGUCUCCCCCGCAAGCCCUGUCCCCGCUGAGAGGAGCGCCCGUGCCCAAGAUCGAAAGCCCGGAGAGCUCCAGCACCAGCAGCCUCUCCAGCGGAGGAGGAGGAGGAGGAGGCGGCAGCCCGCGCGGUGGCCGAGCGCUGGGCUUGGAAUCCAGCGGAGCCGCCGAGUCCCAGCCGCCGAGUCAGCACCACCCCCAUCAUCCUCACCAGCACCAGCACCCCCACCACCAUCAUCCGCACCCCCACCACCACGCCGCCCUCCAUCACCCCCCGGCGCACCAUCUUCCCGGCGGUGGGGGCUUCAGCGUGGACAACAUCAUCAUGACUUCCCUGCGCACCUCGCCUCAGGGCGCCCCCGCCGAACUCCUGGCUUUGCCGCCGUCCGCCACUUCCUCGGCGGCCUCCUCCUCCUCCUCUUCCUCGUCCACCGCCUCCACCUCCAGGACAGCCGCUCUAGCCUUGAGCAGCAGCUGCUAUUCCCCGGCGGCGGCGGCGGCGGCUCAGAGCUCGCUCUACAGCGCCCCCUGCAGUCAGGGCGUCAACACCACCAGCAGCUCGGCAAGCGCGGCCUCGCCGGCGGGCGGCUGUACCACCACCAGCACCAGCACCAGUUACCACUGCAACUUGCAGGCCAUGAGUCUCUACGCGGCCGCCGGUGCGGCCUCAGGGGGAGGGACGGGGCUCAACAGCGGAGGGGACCGAAGCGGCGGGGGCCACUUGGCCAGCAGCCCCGUCGAGCCGGACCCGCUGCCCGAGUACAGCCUGGCGGCCAGCAGUAGCAGUAGCGCCUCUUCCCUCAGCUUGAGCCCUCAGGAGGGGCACCCUCAAGGCGGCGGCCGCUUGGCCUCUUGGUACCUCAACCAAGCCUCGGCGGUAGGCGAGCUGACGCAUUUGGGCCCCGCUUCGGCUACGUCGGCCUCCUCCUCCUCGCCGGCGGCGGUCUACUCGGGCCAGCAGCAGAACUUCCAUGCCGUGAGGGACAUGUUCGAGUCCUCCCAGCGCCUGGGCUUGAACAACUCUCCUGGCGGCAACGGCAGCGGCUCGGUGAGCAGCUGCCAAAUGGCCUUUCCCGCCAGCCAAAGCCUUUAUCGCCCUUCAGGCGCCUUCGUCUACGACUGCAGCAAGUUUUGACCGCCGGCAGCGGGGGAAGGGAAAGAGGCGCCGAGCCCAGCCAGCGAGCGGGGAGGCUGAUAUGAAGAACUCCCGUUCGGGCCCUUCCCGGCCUUCCUUCCCCCACCAAACCAAAGAGGGGGAAAAAAACCCCCAAAACUAUUCCGUGCAAAGACGGCGUUUGCCCAGUAAAUAAUUAUUAAGUCUAUGGUUUGUUUAAGGACAGUGUUACACCAAAUAACACGUAAGUUUGUAUGCUUUUUCUCCCCCCCCCCCCUUUUUUCUUAUAAAACCUCCCCCCCUCCCCCCCCCCCCCCCCAGUUUCCAUCUGCGCGCUCUCCCUGCGCCAGACUGCUUGGAUGGCUGCCUGCCUUGCGCUUGACUGGUUGGAUGGCGACCCGAGGAGGCGCAUCCCCGCAACUGAGCGCGCAAGGCAGGCCGCGAAACGAGACUCCCAAAACACGGGUGGGAGUUUUGCCGUUUGAUUCCAGCCAGGGCUCCUCGCCCCUCUGUGAACCAGGCGCAUCGCCUUUUCCAAAAAGCAGUAAGAAUGCCCGUUUUUGCCCGUUGACUCCUACGCAACCUGGAUUGCGCAGUACACGCGUUGUUUCUUCUCUCCUUUUCUUCACCUUUUCUCUUGCUCUCUUCCUCUCCCCCCCCCCCCACCCCGGUAAAGGACUGUUUUGUACACAAAGACUUGUUUUAAAGUGUAAAUGGAACAUAGUAAUUUAUUUUUAAAUCUGUUGUUGAAUCGUUCGGACCAAACAACAAAAAUGUUUGCCCCACUCCUUUAUCAGAAAAAAAAAAAAAAAAACCGCUUGACUUUAAAAUGACCUGAAACGCUCAUUUUCUUCUUCUUCCAUUAUAUAUAAAAAAGGGGGAUUGUAUUAAUCUUAUUUUAUCAUUUUAUCAUUUUUCCUUUUGUUGUUGUUGAAGAUACCCUUGAAGUUAUUGACUAUGUUUAUUAAUAAAUUACCAUUCAAUUGGACCAAAA